AUGUGUAGAACCACUGUGUUCGAGCUUAUUCACCACAAUGGCAUAAAGAAGGAUGGGCUGAGUGAACGCUACAGAAGGAAAGAAGAAAAAGACUUGGAUGACACUAUCAUGGAGUCAGGCCUCAGCAGCACCAAGGAAUUUAUCUCACCUUUGGAUUACUCAAAAAGUGUUAAGAGAAACCAAUGGAUUGCAGGUCUUUCU
Messenger RNA from Notodromas monacha, 201 nucleotides. The record is from the annotation of a GenBank genome assembly. NCBI's taxonomy places the organism in Eukaryota, Metazoa, Arthropoda, Ostracoda, Podocopida, Cyprididae.